GAAAGGAACGUUGCUGAAUCAGAAUUCCACUGACCACUGAUCGAAGCGCUCAACAUGAACCGUUCAAAGAUUCUGUUUUCAAUUUUGCUAGCAUUAUGCACCGUUCAAACGGUGUUAUCGUUAUCGUGCUUCUCGUGUGACCACCUGGACGAUGACGACGUGUGUGAGGAAAACUUUAUCGAAUGUGAUGCCGCGACUGCUGCCAGUGGCAUGCUGCGGGUAGCCGCCUUCAAACCCUCAAUCCAGAUGAUUCAGUCCACCAAUUUUCGCUGCUUUCAUCUGUUGAUUGAGGAAUCAGCCGACAGGCAGUACCGGUCGAUGGGCUGUUCGUACGAUAGUGUUGAUGUGUGCCAGGGAGAACCGCGCAUCGGUAGACAGGUUGAAUGCAGAUGGUGUAAUGAUCGCGAUGGAUGCAAUUCUGCCGGCAGUUUCAAGGCCAGUACAUUGCUCAUAGCAGGACUUGCGCUAGUCGGCCUGGUGAAAAGAAUACUGUAGCAGCAUUAUAAAAUAUCUGCAUUUAAUUUAUGUAUCAACGCGUGUUGCUUACGGAUUAACGUGGAUUUAUUAAAUCGUAAAAUUGCAACGAUACAUAUGUUUCAGUGAGUGUAAAAUAAAUUGUAUUUCCCGUUCGUCUAAAACAC
Molecule: messenger RNA, 641 nt
Organism: Anopheles aquasalis
Lineage: Eukaryota; Metazoa; Arthropoda; Insecta; Diptera; Culicidae
Source: RefSeq, a predicted model, not a curated record